GGCAAGGAGCGGGGGCGGGGAGGCGCCGUCUGGCUCGGCUGGGCCGGCGCGAGCGUGAGCGAGCCACGGCGGACCCACGGGGCCUCAGCACGGCGGCCUCGGUGGCCAGAAGGUGAGGCAUACGUGGCGGGUGUGGGCCGUGAAGGGCGCGAGCGGCCGGUCCAGCUGCGGUCGGGGACUCAGGCACCUGAAGGAUUGGGCAAUCUGGGAUCUUCCUAGUUCAGUUGCCGGGAUAAAGAGUGCUUGUGGUUCCACAUGGUUUUGCUGAGCUUGUAAAAGAGACAUUUGGAUGGUGGAUUAACGAGAACACUGACGUUCUGUGGAGAGUGUCGAAUUGGAGAAUACUGAAUUUUCACCCUAGUCCAGCAGCUCUGCUGCUCACAUAAAUACAGAUGAAUGAAGACCCCAUUCGGAAAGUCACCUGGCCAGCGGUCCCGAGCUGAUGCAGGCCAUGCCGGAGUGUCUGCACACAUGAUGAAGAAGAGGACAUCCCACAAAAAACAUCGGAGCAGUGUGGGACCAAGCAAGCCUGUGUCCCAGCCCCGGCGGAACAUCGUAGGCUGCAGGAUCCAGCACGGCUGGAGGGAGGGCAACGGCCCUGUCACCCAAUGGAAGGGGACUGUCCUGGACCAGGUGCCUGUGAACCCUUCUUUGUAUCUUAUAAAGUACGAUGGAUUUGACUGUGUUUAUGGACUAGAACUUAAUAAAGAUGAGAGAGUUUCUGCGCUCGAAGUCCUUCCUGAUAGAGUUGCAACAUCUCGGAUCAGUGAUGCGCACUUGGCAGACACGAUGAUUGGAAAAGCGGUGGAGCACAUGUUCGAGACGGAGGACGGCUCCAAAGACGAGUGGAGGGGGAUGGUCUUAGCACGGGCACCUGUCAUGAACACGUGGUUUUACAUCACCUAUGAGAAAGACCCCGUCUUGUACAUGUACCAGCUCCUAGAUGAUUACAAAGAGGGCGACCUUCGCAUCAUGCCCGAUUCUAAUGAUUCACCUCCAGCAGAAAGGGAACCAGGAGAAGUGGUGGACAGCCUGGUAGGCAAACAAGUGGAAUACGCCAAAGAAGAUGGCUCCAAAAGGACUGGCAUGGUCAUUCAUCAAGUAGAAGCCAAACCAUCCGUCUAUUUCAUCAAGUUUGAUGACGAUUUCCAUAUUUAUGUCUACGAUUUGGUGAAAACAUCCUAGAUGUCAUCGCGAACUCUGCCAAAUUUGUGGAACUAUUAAAUGUAUAAUUUGUAGACAUAAAGACUUGAUUGCUUUCCAGUUUAUGAAAGCUUAAAUGUCCCUGCGAACCCACAAUCUCUGCCAGCAGAACUGGUUUUGUUCUGAAUAGUACAGAUGGAUGUGAACACAAAGCAUUUUGUGUAAGGAGAACUUCUUCAUCUUACAAGAAGUCUGUCUGUUGGGAGGGGAGUUACAGGCAAGUUGGUAAAAGUUAAGCUAGUAUCAUAGUCAUUUAAAUCUGUAAUAGAUCUUAAUCAUUUCCCCCUUCACUUUUAAUACCGCCACAAUGCAAGCAUAGUUUGGUAUUUUUGUUAUUGCCUUUUUUGAGAUAUAUGUACUCAUAUCGACCUGUCUAUCUGUAUCUGAGUCUGUGUGCCUGCGUAUUUAUGUGCACACACACCCCACUGGCAGUCCUUUCCUUGUGGAUUGGGAUGGGUGAUACAUUUUCUCCAGUUUAACCGGAGUGCUUGACCCAAAUCAGUCAUGUUUAUGAUACUCUUGCUGUUUAUUUAAAAUUAAAUUAGGGCACAGGAAGCAUAUAAGGAUGUUCAUUUAUUUUGAAAAUUAAGAGCUCAGAGCACCUGUUUGAAUCUGGAGGCUUUAAACUAUAAGUCCAAAUAUGAAUUACAAACAGUUAAUGACACAUUUUUGGUAGGCUGGUGAGAAAUCUGGGUAAAAGGCUGCCUUUAAUUUUAAGCUUUCUAAGUUUUGUUUACAUUUUAAUUUUGAAUACUUUUUAGCUCAGUUCAGGUCCUUUGUUCACUCAGUAUGUAACGUAGGUGUGUCUUGAAUGGUACAUCUGGUUCGUUAUUUGUAUAAGUCACUCAUCGGUUUUAGUUCAUGGAUUUAAAAGGCAACAGUACAUAAAUGGCUUGUGUGUAUGUGGUGAGUUCCUGGAAGAACAGUGCUUUUGUAUUUGGAAUGUAAGUUUAAGAAUGGCAUUGUUGCCUUCUAAUGUGUUCUCUGGGACUGUUUGUUGUUGUUGUUGUUUUCUGUUGUUGCUGGUAUAUGAUUAUGGUUAGUAUCCCUUCCCCCAGCUUUGCCCCACAGAAGACCUCUGGCCAGGUAACAACUGAUCUCUUGACACCUUUUUGGUGGUACAGGAUGUGCCCUUGGCCCAGGCAUGCUAUUCAUGUGGAUUCCUCUCCUCUGCUGCCCUGGGGGUUUGUAUAUCAGCGAUGUGUUACCGUGGAAGGCCCGUCACCUGUGUUGGCUUGUGGAUGUAGGAGCAGCCUUGUGACAGGGUCUUGUCAUGCGUUACUGCUGUAAGGUGGUUGAGAACUGAAAUAAGCCAGGAGAAUGAAGGUGCAUGAAACCAGUGUCUGUGCAGAUGGAAAAUCUGACCUGUGGUUUGGGAGAGCCUCACGGGCAUGCUGCCUACCAAACCCAGGGGCUUGGAUCUGAGAUUCUCGUGGUGUCUUUGAGGGCUGUUUUUUAUGUUAGCAAUCAUUUCAGUUUAGAGCCUCAUGAUGUGUGGUUUGUUUGAUGCCCAUUUUCGCCUUCCUGAAGGCUUGUGCCUUGUGCUUUUGGGUGGUAAUGACUGCUCACCACGUGAACGUAGUACAUCAGUUCUCUGUCCUCAGCUGCAGUCGCCCUGUGCCCAGCGCUUCACCAAGGGGUAGGCUUCUCAAAGCAGUGUGAUGCCCCAGUCGUAGAUGCUUCGUGUGUGUGCGUGUGUGUGUGUGUGCGUGUGUGUGCGUGAGAGUGAGUGAACAGGUGUCUUCCUGCAGAUCUGCUAUUUCCCCGCAUGUACAUCUCAGAGCUGAGCCUGGCUCCCAGAGCCCAUACCGACAUGUGGCACGAGAUGGUGAGUGUGUCCAGCACGCACAGAGGGUGUGCAGAAUGUGGUGCAGUGACUUCCUGCUGGAAAAUAAGUUCCUUUUAAAGGAGCCCAAGGGUUGGGUCAGUGGAAACAUUUCUAGCAUUACCUGAUGACUUGCAUUGUGGUCUCUCCGCAAGCAACUUUAAUAUACCCAUGAUCUCCCAGUCGCUAGAGGAAUGCAACAUGGUGAUGAUUUUAAUCAUUGUUCAUUUAUUGCCUUUUGGGCUGAGGGGAGGGUUUUUUUUUGUUGUUGUUGUUUUUUCAUAUUUUUUCCCCCAUUCUUUUUUUCUUUUGGUGACUUAAGCCUCACUUAAUGCUGUGACUAAUUCUGCUCCCGAGUCCACGCGUCCCGGGCUUCGUUUUAGGCUCAUGUUUCAGAUCUGCAUGCACUGCUUGCAUUUUUCUGGUAUCUGGAUGUUGGUUCCUUGUUCUAGGAGUUCAACAUUAAUUUCCAAAAUUAUCAUGGGACUUGUGACAACACAAGACAUGAAUCUAUGUAUAAAAGUUAUUGGCCUUUCUCAUUUACCUGCUCUAGUGUUGUAUCGUGUGUGCGUGCGUGUGUGAUGUCAGGCUGCCACGUAAAACUUUCAGAGAAGAACCUUAAAAGCAGACCAUCCUUUUUUGCAUGCUCUAUUCUAAGUAGAAUGUUCAAUGUAACUAACUGAAUUGCAUGUUAAAGAUAUUUAGGUUUUUUGUUUUCUUUUUUCUUUUUAUUUGUUUUCAGUUUCCUGUAUAUUUGCUUACUGUGCUGUUCUAGUGGUUGUAGGAUAAAAAUGCACUGGUGAAGCAAAUGUAGUGCCAACAGAAGGUGAUUUUCCCGUUGUAUAUGUCAUGCAGCAUUUGAAGGGACUGUGCAUUCUUAAAAAAAUCACAGUUACUUCUAAACCAGAUUUCAUUUCUAUUCUUGUUUUAUGUGCCAAAUCCCGAAGUGCAUUGGGCUUGAAUCUCUGAACACUGUAGACCCAUUAGUAGAAGACUGUUCUGAUUGUCACAAAUUGUAGUGCCUGAAAACACUCUUAAGCUGAUUGUCUUAAAAAAUGAAAGUUCUCCAAAGACAAAACAGGAACAUUGAUUCUAACAAAUUGGUGAUGGUCGAAAUGUCUGUGGUUCCUUGGAAAUGCUGCGCUCUGUAUCUUCCAUCAUUGGUGCAGUUCGGAUGAAUGUGUAUAGUUCAGAGGUCUUCGUGUUCACAUUUCAAACUAGGUAAAUGGCCUCAUCUUUUGAGCUUGAAUUCAUUUUUAAUUUUAUUUUAUACAAUGUGUAGACAGUUUCCUGUUCUUUGCAUUUAGAAGUAUACACAAUAUAAAUCUGUUAAUUCUGUAAGUAAUUUUUAUAAUUAUGAUGUAUCUCUAUCCUAUCCUUAAAACAUUUAAAAUAAACCCUUUAUGUGCAACAA
Molecule: messenger RNA, 4442 nt
Organism: Cavia porcellus (domestic guinea pig)
Lineage: Eukaryota; Metazoa; Chordata; Mammalia; Rodentia; Caviidae
Gene: Spin1
Product: spindlin 1
Exons: 7
Coding region: 397-1185 (262 amino acids)
Biological process (GO): gamete generation; regulation of DNA-templated transcription
Cellular component (GO): cytosol; nucleoplasm
Source: RefSeq, a predicted model, not a curated record